AUGACCUUUGAGAAACCCAAGCAAUGGCCUCAGUGGUUACCUCUUGCUGCAUGGUGGUACAACACCACCUACCAUACUGCGACUCAUCUCACUCCUUUUGAAGAGGUUUAUGGACAAAAACCACCUCUCUUAUUGCCAUACAUAUCUUUUGAUUCAGCACUUGUUAUCGUGGACAGAAGUUUGCAAGCAAGAGAGACUACUAUAAGGGAUUUGAAGUCUUAUCUAGAGAAAGAUCAAGGUAGAAUGAAGAUCCAAGAUGACAGGAAAAGAACUGAUUGGACUUAUACAGUAGGUGAUCAGGAGUAUUUUCCAUAUUCGUAUCUACCUGCUUGCUGCUACUCGCCGAUUUUGCUGUUUCCGAUGAGAUUCGAACUCGUCGGAGCUCCUAUGACCUUGGUGGUGAUAAGAACUACGCAUAUAUCUGGUGGAAGAACUAUUUCCGGUGAGAGCCCGCCGGCAAAAGGAUGUUACUCGUUGAUUUUGGUCGUUUUAGAUGCUAAUUCGAUAUCCGACGAGAUCAGGUCAUCGGAUUGA
Molecule: messenger RNA, 534 nt
Organism: Capsicum annuum
Lineage: Eukaryota; Viridiplantae; Streptophyta; Magnoliopsida; Solanales; Solanaceae
Exons: 2
Coding region: 1-534 (177 amino acids)
Molecular function (GO): nucleic acid binding
Source: RefSeq, a predicted model, not a curated record